AUGAUGCACCCGGAGAAGACGUUACACCGUGAAGGUGAUCCGGGCUGGGCCUUGAGAGCGCAGCAGGUUUUUGCAGGGCACCUGCACUCCACUCCAGGCCAUCUAUCCCAUCCUCCUUGGUCCGAGAAUAUCCAAGGAGCGGUUCGAGGAGUUGCAGUUUUAGGAGUACCUAACGACGACGGUCAUUUCGCCGUGCACGCUGAUGGGAAUGUGGGUGGAAUCCGCUACUGCCUGGACCGUUUCCAACUGCGAAAACCGAAUGGCACGUCUUACCUAAUUGGCUGCAGCUGCCAGAGUGAGUAA
Messenger RNA from Nezara viridula (southern green stink bug), 303 nucleotides. The record is from the annotation of a GenBank genome assembly. Lineage: Eukaryota; Metazoa; Arthropoda; Insecta; Hemiptera; Pentatomidae.